Caenorhabditis angaria is the source of this 9410-nucleotide messenger RNA. NCBI's taxonomy places the organism in Eukaryota, Metazoa, Nematoda, Chromadorea, Rhabditida, Rhabditidae. The record is from the annotation of a GenBank genome assembly.
AUGGAUUUCUUCAAUUCAUUAUUCUUUAGUGACACAGACAUUGAAGACUUGGUGAGUUACUUUUUAUUUUUUUUAUGUUUUGCUUAUGUUUUUUUGAGUUUUGUCUGUGAAUGAAUGAAUGAAUGUGGUUAGUGACUCAGAAUGACUAAAUUUAUGAAUGAGGAACAAGAAAACGACGAAGUGAUUUUUGUCUAGCAAAAUUCACUUCCUCAAAUUCUUUGAGAUUUUUGAAUGUUCAUCGGAGAUAUAGUAGAUCGUGUAGAUAAGAUUUCUAAAUUACUCAAGAAGCUGAAGAUUUCUAGAUUACGGUAAAGAUUUUUUGAUUGUGGAAUAUUUUUAGAAUUAGUUUGGAAACAUUAAAAAAAAACACUUUGAAAUUGAGCCAACUAUUUUCAAGUUACAAUAACUCUCCCCCAAAAUAACAGUAGACUUUUUAUUUUUUUGAAAAUUAUUUUCAAUGAACUAUUUUUUAUCUCAAGAAAAAAGCUACAAUUUUUUUGUACUUUCUGAUUUUCGGUGACUUCAAUCAAAACAAGUAUUUAAGUACAUUUCAAGAAAAAAAAACAAAACAAAUAUGGAUUCUUUUCAAAAACUCUUGGCUUCCGCUUUUUCAUUUUUUUUUUGUUCAAAAUUAAAAAUUAUUUUCAAUUUUUUUUUCAUUGCGUGUUGAAUAAAAACGUAUGUAGAUAAUUCAUUCAGAAAUAAUUCAUAGCGAUGUUUGAACCAAGCAUAAUCUAUCAAAAAAAGUUUAUUCAUAAUUUUAUUUUUGAACGUCAAAUGUAGUAUGUAUUAGUCAUAUAAUUGAAUCUUGUUAGUUUAACCCAUAAUCAACUGACAUUUUUUAAAAAAUAAUAUUAACUUUUGCAGGAUUUUAGCUGACCAAAAAGCUAAUUAAAUUACUUUUUUUGUGUUUUGAUGCGAAAAAAAGACCGCCAUGUUUUUUUGUUUCGAGCUCAAAGAGCCCAUGUUCUUUAAAAUCUUAAAGUUCUUUGUUGUUUUUUUGCCACUCGUCAUCUGAUUAGUUAAAUCUCACGAACCGAAAUUUUUUUCAAAAACGCUAUUUUUAAAUUGCAUUUGCACCUGUCAAAAAAAUCGAAAUUCCAAAAGUUUUUUUUGUGAAUAAAAUAUUUGACUUUCUUAACUUAACUUAACUUGGUUGAUGGUUCGGAAGUGAAUAAUUUAGGAACCUCUUUUUUUCGUUUUCGAGAAAAAAAAUAAAAUUUGUUUUUUUCCUUCUUCGUCUUCUUUUCCUUUUCUUUUUCCGAGAUUUGAUUUCAUGAAAUUUGAUUUUCAUGUCAGUUCAGUUCAACAAAAGUUUAACAAAAAGUUAAACUAAAGUUCAGUUUCUUCUCAAUUUUCAUCACGUAUUCCUUCGGCUCCCGUUUUGUUUUGUUGAUUAAACAAAAAUAAUUAUAGUUUAUGUUUUUCCCUAGACUUUAAUCGGGCAGAAAAAAGAAAAACAAAGAAAACGAAUAAAUUGGAAUGUUCCAGAAUUCAUCCAUCCAUCUAGAAAAAUAUAUGUCAGUCAAAACAACAGGAUUUUUUCUUGCAUUUUUUGGUGAAGAAUCUUUGUGUUUUGAAACUUUUCCGAAAUGAGCCAGGGGUUUGAAAAAUCCCUAUUUUUUGAAUUUGAAAAUCACAAAAUCUGUGUUAUAGAAUUCCACGCGCUGAAUACGAUGUUGUAAAAAUUAGCAGCCGAACUUCGGUCGGAAAUAUCUUGAGGCCCACUCGCCAAUUCAUUUUCCUGGCUCCACUCAAAGAUCAGCAGCUAAUUUUUACACAUCAACGUCAAAACUCAAAACGUCAAGAUUCAAAACAAUUUUCUGAAUCAUCAUGUUCAGGUUAUAAAUUUUUAAAGGGUUCUAUUAAAAUGCUUUUUAAAAAAAUCGAAUGUUUUUUGAUAUUCAGAACACAGUACCUAGAAUUCGCUUAGAUUUUUGAUUUUUUAUGAUGAACAUUCUGUUUUGAUCUCAACCACCCUCGUGUUUUUUUUUCACAUUUUUCAUAAUUAUAUCUAAUUACCAUCGUCAAAAAAAAAUGAUCUUUGCUGGAAAACGGAAGGAAAUGAUAUAUUUUAAUGAGAAAUACUGACAUUAUACUAUUUGAAGAACAAUAAAAAAUAAUAACUUUUUUUUCCAUUAAUUUUGUUGUCUAGUUUCGUCAUGAGAAGAAUAUAUCGCAAAAACCAUUGAGCAGCAGCUGAAAAAAUAGAGAGACAUUUUCAUCGCUAAAAAUUGGCUGAUUUUUUUCGCUCCGAUCAUCAAAAUAUCGUUUCGAAUGGAGACAACUUUUCAGGUAACCCAGAAAAACACAUGACAGAAAAAAGAGCACAUCAUCAUAAGUUUUGGAGCUCAUUUUCUGCUCGAGUGCUUCACCUUAUUGUUAUUAUGGCAUUAUUUAUACUUUUUUCUCUCUCUCCCUUAAAAGCUACAAUUUAUCAAUCAGAUUACAAAAGAAUCAUAAGAGAGAAAAAAAUAAUAGGAUUUUUUUCUGCAAUUUUUUUUUCAUCUUACAUAUUUUUUGCUGUUUCGUUCAUUCUUGAUGAAAAAUAUGGGGGGAAAAUGAGAAAAACAUUUUUUUUUUCACUCAUAUUUUCUUGGCUAAUGGGUAUACAAUUUCUCAUUCACACGAUUUGUUCCAAGUAUUUUAUGUUCCUGAUUUUCUCUUCUUCUGAUAUGUUUUUUGAAUGAAAAAAAAUCUAAAAUCACGAAAAAAAGUAUCUCUAUAGACCAUUAUUAAUGGGAUUGUGUACAUAUUCAAUAUCUAUUUCGCAGCUCAAAAAACAAGAAAAACAUCAUUUUCUCACUCCUAGAAAUUCAUUCUAAGAGGAAAGAGAAAAAAGAAAUAUUCUAUUUUUUUUGUCUGAUCUACAAUCCCAUACUUAUCCUAUUCUAGACGUGUUAUUUUCAAGAUUUUCUCUGAAAAUUUCCGCUCGUUUUUUUAUUCAGGAAAUCAAAGUGCCUGUGUUCUUAACUGUCUACCUCAGAUGUUUUUGAUAUUUUCUUUAUUUCUUAUAGUCUUAUCUGAAAAAUAUGAUGAGCUUAUUGAGCUUGAAAAAAUGUUGUUGUCGAUUUUUCUGAAGAGAAUGUGAUUUUUGAAAUACCUACAUAUGAAAAAAUGGCUGGGAAUUUUUGGAAAGAGUUUUUCUGAAUAUCACAUUUUUUUCUCAAAAAAUCAUUCUUAUGCGAUUUCUUGGACACCUAUUCAAAACUAGAUUUCAGUAAUGAUUUUUUUCAGCCUGAACUAAAAAAUCCAGUUUUCACAAAAAAAAAUUCAAUUUCAAGUUACAUAAAUUUCCAGUCAAUAAUUUUGAGCAAAAUGCGGUGUCCAAAGUAAAAAUAUAACAAAAAAUGCGAAAAUAUAUUGUCCAAAGUUUAACUGUCUGCGUCUCUCGAAUAUACACACUUUUUCUUUGUUUCGUGUCUGCGUCUCUCAAAUACACAUACUAUUUCUCUGUUCUGUAUUUCGAAUACAAGGCGAGCUUUGGACGAUAUAUUCUUGCAUUUUUUGCUAUAUUUUUUACUUUUUAUCAAAAUUAAAGAAAACCAUCGAUUCGUUUUCAUUUUCAGUUUAUUUUUUCCUAAAAAAUGCAGUGUCUCCUCUUAAUUUGUUAAUUUUUGUCCUAAAAAUUUUGUUUCCUAGAAGUCCAAAGCCAAUUCAUCUUUUGAACUCUUCUCUUUUUUUCUAGGAACAUCAUUUCCCAUGUGUAGAUAUUUCCGGGUACUGGUUUUGUUCCACUUUAAGCUAUCACUCCCACAAAUUUGCACCCUUCUAAUUAAUUUGCAGAAGAUAACUAUUUUUAUUUCCAAAAAAAAAUUAAAUUUUGUAGAAGAAAAAAACAAAAGGAACAAUGAGAAAAUUGGUUUUUCUCAUGGUUAAACAUUUCUUCAUAACAAAAAAAAUAAAUGAAAAAUGUAGCAAAAAUAAUUUCAUUUCUAUUUCUGGAUUUGUUGAAUGAAUUAGUAUUCUAUUUUUAUCAAAAGAUGAUAAUCAUAUUCAUAAAUAGAUUUCAACUGAAAAAAAAAAGAUAUUUAUAUUUGGUUGAGCAUAAUUUCCCUUCUGCUUCCUCGCUUCCCAUGAAUUAUUCGCACACAUUUUUAUGUAGGUAUGAUAGGUAUAGAUUUUUUUUAGUUUUAUUAUAAAAGUAACAAAAAAAAGUGAAUUGACCUUUUUUGUCUACAAAAUAUUCAUUCAAAAGAGAAGAUUUUUUUGUUAUUAGAUGGGACUUUUGAAAUAUUUAUAAAGGUGUUUUGUAUUUUAUUUUAUUUUAUUUUUACUCGUUUUCUAAUUCUUCUCGUUUUUUUUUCAUUUAUUCUUGUUUUCGGCAUAGAUAACAAUUUCUUAUGUGUUCCAUUACAUAGUAAUUGUUUUUUGAAUUUGUUAGACAGCCGUGUAAAAAUACGUGGAUGAGGAAAAAUAUUUUUUUAAUUUGAUUAUAGCUAGCUACAAAUAAUGAUAUCAUAACUGAUUUCUAAUCAUUUUUAAGCUAUCGAAACAUGAACAUAAAUUAUCUAAUCUGAAGAUAAUCCGGAAGAUGUUUUAUGUGUUUCAGAAAAAAUGAAUCAAAAUGAAAUGACUACGCAAAGGAUUAGCUUUGAAAAAUGAUCUUAUCAGUGACAAAAUUUUUAUUGCGUUAUUGCUCAAAAAUCUGGAGACAUUCUCAAAUUGUUGCAGUUUCACAUAACCAAUAAAUCUGCGAAAAUAAGUAUUUUAUAUGUGAAAAAUUUUUGAUUAACUUUGGCUUUUGAUAUCUAACAUUUUUUUGGAUACUUUCAUGAGUUAUCAUUAGCUAAACUAUAGUUUAGUCUAACAAAAUUAUAUUAGUAUGUCUAUUUUUAUGUUAGCUUUGAUACUUGUAAACAAACUUUUUGAACUACAUAGCAAUCAAGUUCAUAUUAUCUAGCACUUUUACUAGAAUUUUUAACGCUUGCAGAUUAUUUUCCUGGAAGUUUCUAUUCAUUCUCAACAAUCAAACUUUCAAAUUUUCUUUUAUUCAGAUCUGAAUUUGCUAAAGGUUUCGAUUUCAUUAAUCUAACUUGUAAACAACCAAUUUUCAGCUGUUUUCAGACUAUGAACAUUUUCUUUUCAGAAAUUUCACACUAUUGUCUGCUCGUUUGUACUUUCCAAAAUCAUUUUCAUCACGCGCGCGCAAUGAAAAUUAUUAGAAAACCGAAAAAAUUACAUAGAUUCUAAAUCAAAUUUAUUCCGUUAAGUUACGCAAAUUCUGAAAAUGUCUGCAUAAUUUGUUCACCUUUAGACUUCAGCAAAGUUCAGAAAAAAAGUGCUAAAAAUAUCCGCUCAUCAGAAAGUUCAUUUUUAGUACAGUUUUGAUAUGGGAAUUGUAGCUUCAAAUUUUUCUCUCGAAAAGAUUUAAAAUACACACAAUUUUUUUAGUCUUCUUUUCGACCAUAGCAACCUGGUGUGAACAAAAAAAAACAAAAAUGCAACUUUUUUUGGUUUUUUUUCAAACAUGCUAAGCUAUACAGAACUUUAAUUUUUGUGAGACGCAGACCUCGAGCAACAUAUUUUACCACACAAAACAUAGCGCUUGGCAAUAACCUUUUUAAUGUCGGUCAGUUGGCAUCUCAAGGUGCCGGGCUUUCAAACAAAGAUAUGUUUUUUGAUGUAACCAAAAAAAACAAAAUAUUUAUUCAAAGUUCACACAUUUUGGGCGUUGUUGUUUGAUUAAACUUUUUUUUGCUUGCCUGCUUCCAAAGCCCCUCUUCCAAAGUUUUUCGCUGCUAUCCCAAUAUUUUUCAUUACAGAUUUUUUCUGAAAACAAAACAGACAAAUUUCCGUUUUUGUCGUUAUUUUUAAUUAAAAAUUCACUGUAUUUCAGAGAGAAUCUGCACUAAUAAUCUGUUGUUUUUCGUGGAGAUAUAUGUAUGUGAGAAAACAUAAAUAUCAUUUUUUUGUACAUUACCAAAAACAAAAACUGAACUUUUCUGAAAGCGGUCACUCCUACGAAAAAAAAUAGACAACUGUGUGUCAAAAACAGAAAAUGUCCAACGCAGUCCAAAAAUUAUCCCAUCUCUAUUCAUCUAUUUUUAAAUGCAUUAUGCAUGUAUACUUUUUUUCUAGUUCUCAGAAAAAUUGUGGGCGGAGCUCUAAUUCUGUUAUACUUCUUGUUCUUCUUCUUCUUCUAAUAAUCUGUCCUGGCUAGCAUAUAGUUUUUUUCCCGAUAUUUUUGUUUUCUUGAAAAAUUUCAAUCGAUAUUUUUUAUAGGGUAUGAUAAUGGAAUUCAAGGAUAUAGAACGGUAUUGUCCACGAUAUAUUCCUUACAAUUCGUCAGAUUAUGAAACAGUGGCUUUUAAUGGAACUUGUCUGCAGGUAAGCAUUGGAAAAAUGUACUUUUUCGGGAAUAAAAAAGCGUGAGAGACCCACGCGAAAAAUUUUGCAAAAUAAGGUAUCAGAGACCAAGAGGUUACAUUUUUCUGUUUUCGAAGAAUCUUUCUUCAAGAUUUUUUAUUUUUCAUGUUAACAUCAAACUCUGGACCCGUGUCAUCAGAGAACAUAUUGACAUGCUUUGAAAUUUGAAACCGGGAAACGUAAUAAAUAUUUGGUUUGAGCAAAAGUCAAUUUCAAUCAUUUGAAUUUCAAAUUGCCACCAUUCAGGCUUUCCCCAAUAACACCAAAGAACCAAGAAAUCGGAGACCACCCGGAAACAAAAUAAUGAUACCACACAGAAUAUAAAUAUUUUUUGGACCACCUAGAUUGUUGGAAAAUUGGGUUGAGCAGAGAUUUUUGAAAGGGGAUCCGAACCACAAAAAUUGCCUUAUAACAAUUUGCUUUCCAGGGUUUUUUCACAUCGCUUCAAACUUCAUUACGUCGUUUCAAUCAAUGGGAAGAAAUCCUCUACACAACCGUUUAUAUCAUUAUUUCAGUGGCCGCUGUUAUCGGAAAUGGCUUAGUGAGUUGAAGACAAAUAAUGUUUUUGAACUUUUCUGAUGUUCUUUUUUUCAGGUGAUAUUGGCAGUUGUUCGCAAAAAAUCAAUGCGAACAAAUAGAAAUGUAUUGAUAUUGAAUUUAGCGUUUUCAAAUUUGGUAAGAUACACUUUACAUAUGUUAUCGAUACUUCCUGGAAAUGGAAACAACAUUAUAUGAUUCAAUUUCCUUUCAGAUUCUUGCAAUAACAAACAUUCCGUUUUUAUGGCUGCCGUCAAUUGAUUUCGAAUUUCCGUAUUCGAGAUUUUUCUGCAAAUUUGCCAAUGUUCUUCCGGGCAGCAAUGUUUAUUGCUCCACUUUGACAAUUUCUGUUAUGGCCAUUGAUAGGUGAGGGAUCAAAAAAACUUGACUAGACUAGAAAUGUUGACUAGAAAAUUAGAGUUUUAUUUUUCUGAACUCAUUCAAAAAACCAAUUUCACGUCAGAUUUGGUUUGGUUUUUUGAAGCUAUUCACGAGUUUAAAAAGUUCAAUUUUAAUUCUCCUUCGAUGUUUUUUCUAUUCAUUUUUCAAAAAAUUAAUGGGAGCAUCUACACUUUUUAUCCAAUUAUGUAUGAAAAAUAAACUCUAGUCUUUGGAGCACAUGAAUAUCACAUGGGUUUUUUUUUUGAAAAAGUUUGUUUUUGAUGGAUUUCAUCUUUUGAUCUUGAAUUUUUCAAGAAGAAAAAAAAAUUAAAAUAAAAAAUGUGGUACAAAACUCACUUAAAAAUCAAUUUUCAGAUACUAUUCGGUGAAGAAGCUAAAAAUGGCAUCCAACCGAAAACAGUGCUUUCACGCUAUUGGUGUAUCUUUAAUCAUCUGGUUUUUAUCAUUUAUCCUAUCUCUACCACUUCUUCUCUAUUACGAUACAUCGAUUCUCUAUGUUAUGAAGGUAUAUUUUUGAACAACAUUAGAAUUUGUAUAAAAAACAGUCGUUUUUCAGGAGAUCAAAGUGUUUGACCCAAAUGGCGAGGAAUUGACACGAAGUUAUGGCUGGCGGCAAUGUCGAUUAGCAGCAACGCGCUCAAGUUUUCUUGACAUUAACACUCAAAGUAUCCAACUAAUGAUGUCAAUUCUACAAGUUGUGUUCCUCUAUGUUGUUCCACUUUUUGUGCUCUCAAUAUUCAAUGUAAAGUUGACACGAUUUUUGAAAACGAAUGCGAAUAAAAUGAGCAAGGUUCGAGCGCCAUCCAAGAGAGAGGAUUCGUCGAUUCGACCAGAGGUAUGGCUUGUUUUUUUUUAAUUUUGAUGGAUUAGAAUUUUUGUUGGGUUCAAGGAGCUCGCUGUUUUUUUAUUGCUAGUUGUUUUGAGGAAAAGAGGGUUGUAAAGAAAUAAUUUUAUGUGCUGACUUAAAUAGUUUGUAUGUAACAUAUGAGACAGAAAAAAAACAAUAUUGAUAAGAUUUUUUUGGUUCCGGGAUUAGGGGAUUAGUAGAAUUCUGAUUUCUAAAUUAAGUUUUCUGAGAACUCUUCUGGGAGAGUUCAGAAAUCGUUUUGAUGAAAAUUGAUACAAAUUUUUUACAUUUUGUACAUAAAAAACUUAAACCCAGACACCAGACAAAUAGAAAAAUUGAAAUUAAAAAUAAAAUUAAAAUAUCAAACAACAAAACAAAAUGAAAAAAUUGACGACUUUUGAAAAAAAUUGUUUCCGGGUUUUGAAAAGUCUGCAAUUUUUCUUUUCAGCAUGAAAAAAAGGGCCCAACAUAAAAGAGUUUUUUUCAGAAGUUAUAAAUUUCUCAAAAAAUAAUUCCAACAAUUUUCAGAGCAUGAAUUCAUCACUCAAACACACCGCCAACAGUCUUCAUUCUCCUUCAAUGCCAUCAAUUCGAAGUUCAAUCGACCGUAAUCCGAAUAAUCGUCGAACGAGUCGAACAACUUCUCUUCUAAUUGCUAUGGCUGGAAGUUAUGCGGCACUUUGGUUUCCUUUCACAUUAAUCACAUUUCUUCUGGAUUUUGAUCUCGUUAAUGAUGUAUGUCUUUUUUUUUGCUUUUCACUUCCUAAUUGCUCACGUCAGAUUGAUUAAUAUAUGAGGUUUUUUGCAGCAAGAAUAUGUUGGGCUCGUUGAAAGAAUCGACCAAACUUGUAAGAUGGUAUCAAUGUUAUCAAUUUGUGUGAACCCAUUUUUAUACGGAUUUUUGAAUACUAAUUUCCGCCAUGAGUUUACUGAAAUCUAUUAUCGAUAUAUCAGAUGUCAGACAAAACUUCCACGACCAGCAAGAUAUCCGCAUGAUUGCUCAUCAAUUGGGCAACAUCGCAACGAUUCGGUAUAUAAUGAUGAGACCACCCUGAUCUCAACAAUUCGACAAAACACAGUGACCCCAAGAAUAUCAACAGUUACACCGAAAAAGUGAGUCGCGAUUCAAAAAUCAUUCUUAUUGAAACACAAUUUUUGCAGUUUCCGAGGAAGUAUUCGUGUUGGAUCUGUUGGCAAAGUUUUGGAAGAUCGAAUUGUUUUGGAUGAUGAAAUUGACAAAGAUAGUUUUGUUUGA